AAAUGGACUUGAGGAACGUGGGUGUGGAGUCGCCAUUACUGUCGAUGCUGGAGGACAUGCUGGAGCUGUCAGAGGAGGCGGAGAAAGGAGGAAGGAACAAUCCAUCGAGGGCUUACGUGAGAGACGCGAAGGCGAUGGCGGCGACGCCGGCGGACGUGGUGGAGUACCCGGACCGUUACUUGUUCGUGGUGGACAUGCCGGGGAUCAAGGGGAGCGAGAUGAGGGUGCAGGUGGAGAACGACAACGUUUUGGUAGUGAGCGGGGAAAGGAAGAGAGAGAAAGGGAAGGAGAAGGAAGAAGGCGUGAAGUACGUGAGGAUGGAGAGGAGGGUGGGGAAGUUCAUGAGGAAAUUCGUGAUCCCCGACAAUGCGGACAAGGACGCCAUCUCUGCAGUUUGUCAGGACGGAGUGCUUACGGUUACUGUACCAAAGUACCCACCCCCCCAGUCCAAGAGGCCCAAGACCAUUGAGGUUAAGACUGCCUAAUCACUCAGAUCAUCCUCUUUUCCUGCCUCUA
Molecule: messenger RNA, 516 nt
Organism: Neltuma alba
Lineage: Eukaryota; Viridiplantae; Streptophyta; Magnoliopsida; Fabales; Fabaceae
Product: 17.7 kDa class II heat shock protein-like
Exons: 1
Coding region: 3-485 (160 amino acids)
Source: RefSeq, a predicted model, not a curated record